UAUUGUUUAUGUGAGUGAAGCGGUUGCAGGUUCUUCGAUCGCAGACAUGAACCUUCUUUGGGAAUCAAUUUCUAAAACUGUGGUAUAUUUCGGACUUCUGACAAGUAGCCUGUGUGGACUUGGUUCUGCAAAUGGCGGUGCUGCAGCGACAGGCACUUCCAGAAUGCCAGUGUCGGCUCUGGGUGCCAAAAUGAACUUUCUUGAUGUUAUUUCAAAGGACAGUCUUUUCAAAAGAGGCGAUUCGGUUUGGAUGAAGUAUAAAACCUUAAGCGACGACUCGAAGUUGAUGCAGCUUUUAGAUCCAAGAGAUGGCAUCAGCAGCUUUGCGCUGUUGAAAUUGAACACAGUUGCCAAAGUGGGUCGCGAAAAGCGUUCUUAUCAGUCGCAGAGAUAUUAUCCUCCUAUUCCACCUGAAAACAUUUUAGUGAUCUGCCUUGGUGCUCCUCUUCAAAAUCUCAAUAAAACUGCUCUGAAGGAAGCAUUUGCCAGCUAUUUGAAGUUGCCUGUGGGGAAUGUCUGCAUAGAUAAAAUAUUGAUUCGCAAGAACAUGGUGGAGUUAUACUUUGUGAAGAGUGGUCACCCUGUGGAUUUCUUCGAUGUGGAUAAGGACUUAAUACCGGUCGGUGAUAUCCAACAUCCAGAUCUUAUAGAGUAUCUGCAGAAGAGAAUCCCUUCUAUGAACAUUACCAUUGAAACAAGUCAGAGACCUUUGCUAACAUCAGCCAAGUUUUGGACGGAAAGUUACUUCCCCUAUGUGGCAGCUGCAUGCAGUGUCUGUUUAUUCCUGGUCAUGGCAGUCAUGAUUUUCUGUUGCUGCCGGAAAAAAAGUAAAAAUGAGGGAAUUGAGGAGGAAAAGGAGGAAUACACUGAGCCUCAACAAGUCUUUUACCCAGCUCUAAAGCCCCAGCAGAUUUUCUACCCUUCCAUCAAACCUGAUGUGAAACACCCAGUAAUGAUACAACCAGAAGGAAACCCAGUGUUUGUCACCAAGGGAUGUGUGGCUCCUGUACAAACCCAAGCCAAGAAAAUCAAAGCCAAAGGCCUCUUAGAACGACGAGGAUCAAGUGCUUCACUGAAGAUAGAUCUCAAAACAGCUUCCCAAGAAAAGAAUCGAUGGGAAGGAACUCCUCCCAAAGAAGGUACUGCACUUGAGUAUUUACUGACUGCUGGAAACAGACUAAGUCGCAGAGAUCUACGAAAUGCUGUCAAAAACAGUAGGGCUCUGUAUGAAGAAUUUUGGGAAAUUCCAAUGAAUCACCCAGAGAAGGUUUAUGUCGCAGGAUCGGGAAUGAAGAACAGAUAUCGGACCAUUAUACCCAAUGAACACAGCAGAGUGAUCCUCCCUGACAGUGAGUGGGAUCCCUUGUCAUCAUACAUCAAUGCUAAUUAUAUCAAGGGAUAUGAAGGAGAGGAGAAAGCAUACAUUGCAACACAAGGUCCUAUGUCCCACACUAUUGUGGACUUUUGGAGAAUGGUGUGGAUAGAAAAGUCUCCAAUUAUUGUAAUGAUCACCAAACUCAAGGAGAAAGCCAAAACAAAAUGUGAAAACUACCUACCGGAGGACAAUGAAACUUGGUGUGCUUUUGGAGAUAUUGAAGUAAAAGUGGACAGAGUCCUCAACAAGCAGAGUUACAUCUUAAGACACCUUUUACUGAGGAGUGAGGGAGAAGUCCAGCAUGUACUACACUACUGGUAUACAGCUUGGCCAGACCAUAAACCAACCCAGUCUCCACAUAUGUUGUUACAGCUGAUUCAGGAAGUGGAACUCCGACGGUAUAGAGGGGACAGUGGCAGGGCAAGAGGCCCCGUCAUUGUACACUGCAGUGCUGGCAUUGGAAGGACAGGUUGUUUUAUUGCUAUCAGCACGGGUAUGAGACAAUUGAGAGAAGAGCAUUCCGUGGAUGUGCUGGGCGUGGUGUGUAACAUGAGGAGUGAUAGAGGUGGAAUGAUACAAACCCAUGAACAAUACGAAUUCAUUCAUCAAGCUCUGUGUGAGUAUGAAAAAGACUUGGCUGAGCCAGUCUCCAAUUGCCAACCAACUCAGUGACGCCGAUCUCUACUUAUGUUCAGCACAAUCCACUUGUCAUGAAUCUCUUGGUCCGAGGUAGACCCCCUCACACAAGAAGACUGCACUGGCAGUGAAGGCAUCAGGAGCAUGCUGGGAAACUGGCAAGAAUGUUUGAAUAUAUGGCAAUAUGUAGAUGCUGUAAUAUUGAAUGGUUGUAUGUCCAAGGUUGAAUGUGAAAAUUACUGGUAUGUUGUAAUUUGAAUGGAAUUUUUGGUCCAAUCUCUGUUAUAAGAGGGGGAGAAAAUUUAGUGUUUCGUUUACCAUUAUCCUGUUGUGACAGAGUUGCAGAAGGAUAUGGUAAUUUCAUACCUACUCUGUUGAUGUGUGUACUUGUGUACAAGAUUUAAACCACAUCUCUUACUAUAUCUUAUCAAACUUGCAGGAAUAAUACACUGUAGAGAGACAAGAUGAAAAAUUAAAGGUCCCUGGAACCCAAAUUACAUAUUUUCUUGUGUACAAGAUAAGAGCUUCAUUUUGCAUCCCAAUUUUGUCAGACUUGCUGGAAUAUUGUACAUUGCAUUAAGACUGGUUCUUGAUGGCUUUCAAGGUUACAGGUAAAGGUCAAGGUCAUUAUAAAAGUAAUUUCAAAAUUCUUAGUGCAAGAUUUAAGUUCAUUUCUUUGUCAAAGUUUCUCAAACUUUCAGGAAAGAUUUGCAUAAAGAUCUGGAUCCCUAUUAGUUUUAAAGAAGAAAUAUAGAAGGUUAAGGUCACUGGUUGGGAUAAUCUUAAAUUUUUGUGUUUUAUAUACAUUAUAUAUGUAUAUAUAUACGAUUUCAGAUGCACAGGUUAAGAUGCUGUAUUAACACACAGACUUUCAAGUGUACCUUAGAUUUAAAAUCUCAAGGUCGCUGAAAUACAAAUGAAAAAAAAAUUCCUUGUGUUCUGAUUUUGAUAACACAUGCAGGAUUGCUAUCUUACAAUAUGCCAUGUGCAAGGGGAUGCUCUGCUUUGCAGUCAUAAAUUUUUAUGAUUGUAUAUAAAUAUUUAUGAUUUAUAAAUAGUGUAUAUGUAUUUGUAAAGUUAUGCUGUAAUAAUUGUUAAAUGUCUUUUAAAUAUUGAUAAACUUUACUUAUAAAGUGUUCUCUGCUUUACUAAGCUCAGUUGUUGUGCAAUAUUGUAUAUACAUGUAAAAGAGAACUUACAUAUUUGUAUGAGGGUCACAAAUUUUGUUUAAUUCAUUCUGUUCAUUGCAAUUGUGAUCAUGCAUACUAUUGUCCCAAUAUUCAUUGUAGCCAUAAAGUAUGUACAUCUCUUAUGCAAUCCAAAUUAAAACUUUUGAAAAUUCUCACUAUUUACUAGAAGUCGUCAAGCUGCGUAAAAGUUUCACUAUAUUUGAAAAGUUGAUGAAGAUUUAGCAAAAUUUUGUUAGAGUUGCCUAUCUCAAAGUGAUUUCAAUAACUUGCUUUGAUAUUAAACUGUCCAUGUUUCAACUUUGAGCCAAAACUCUGUACAGUGUGAAAGUUAACAAGGCUUAAAAAGAUAACCAAAGUUUAAGAAUGUUAACCACUGGGGUAUGGAAAUUAUAUGUAAUAACUGUAUGUUACUGUUGUUAUUAUUGGUAUAUUUGUAAUCAUUUUCUUGUUAUAAUUAAUCAUAUUCAUCAUAUACGACAGCUAUUAAAGGAAGAAUUUGGUGAAGACAUAAUGUGAUGUAGUUGGUUUUUUUUUUUUAAUGUUUUGUAGAUUUUAUCAGGACAUUGAACACUGCUUUACAUUCUCAGUUGUUGUUGUUAUAUAUGCUAGUUAUAUUUGUAAUUUUUUAAUUAACUGAUUCAAUAGGUCUUUAUAACUAUAUAUUGCCUGUAUCAGUUUUAAUUUUUUUCUUUUUUUAACUCAAGAGAUCUCUCUAGUCAUAUUUUAAACCUAUCUUGUCAAUCUUAUAAACACUAUCAGAGUUACUGUGUUCAACUGUGUAUUCUAGGGGGAAAAACAGCUGUAAGUUUCUACAUUCAUCAGUGUGUUAUUUUGUCAUGGUUAGGUAUUUAGUGUUGUGUGUUGAUGCAUAACUGGUGAUAUGUAGUUUCAGCAUGUUCUGCUGGGGAUUGAUAUUUAUUUAUCAAUGACAUAUGCUUUCAUUUUUAUAUUGUUUGCACCCAAAAUGAUUGGGUGAAUGUAUCAUCUUGCUUAUUUCAGGAUACUAAACACUCUCUUUGUUAUUAUGUCAUACUGCAAUUUUUUUCUACAUGAAGUGUUUUAAGGUCUGUUUGUCUAUCUACAUGUCAUAACUUUUGAAAAAUAUGCAAGACUUCAGAUGUGAAAAAUGGAAAGGUUAUGUCGAAGUUCUGUUUCAAUAAAACCGUCAUAUGUCGAGGUGAAAGCGAUAGUUUUGGGCACAGUUUUUCACAGACACAUCUCAUUUCUGUAGUAAAUUUAACCUUUUUUUUUACACUCCAUACCAAGAAAGUUUAACUUUGGGGGUGGGAGAUAUAUGGAAAUCAUCUAAGCAUUUUCAGUCCAUCUGUAUGAGAGUCAGACCCUCUAUCUCUCGGGGUGUUUGAGCCAUAAAUUUGUUGCAAACUUUCAAUUUUUUAAUAUCCAGAGGGUAUUUCACAAACCUGAACUGAAUGGUACUUCUCAAACAGAGCUAAAGUCAUUCAAAAAUGGAUUAUUUGAGAUAUCAAAAUGUCUGGGUGCACAAGGGAAAUAACUAUGAGUAUGCAACCAAAUCGACUUGAACUGAUGCAGGCAGAUCUCAAUUUUAACCUACCUCAGUCAAAAAAAACUAUGGCUAUUCUUAUAUUGAACUGUAACAAACCAUUAAAUUCUCUCUCAUAUUUUUAAUUUGGAUUUGUUAUUAUUGAAAUCCCUUUUUGACAUUUAUUCAAACAUUUAUUAUGACUGUCUCAAAUUUGGUACAUAUAUAUCACUAGAACUAUCAAUAAUCAUGUGCGUGUUGUUAAGAUAGUAUGUGUGUGUUGUUGAGAUAGUAUGUGUGUGUUGUUAAGAUAUUGUUUCGAGUUGAUGUUACUGUUGGUAUUUUUGUAUGAGAAUUACAUGUACCGUAUACUUGUAACACUAUCUUUGAUCAAUUGUGAACAAUUUUUUUUAUACUCUUAAUAGAACUGGAGAAUAUUGCAAUGGUGUAUUUGUAAAGAUCAUGUCACAACUACAUGCAGUGAGGUAUAAUGUUCUAUUUCUUGUUGUAUUUUAUAAAAUGCUUUGUUUAUUACACAAAAGUUAUGUUCAUGUUAUUAGUACCACCGGGAAUCAAGCAUUGUAUCAGGGCCUUCAGUUGUAAAGUUUCCAUUGUAAGAGGCAGUCAGUUAAUUUUUUUUUCAAAUUCUUCAUUUACAGUAAAGUUGUCUAAUUAAAUUACAAAAAAAAAAAGGAUGCCAAAAAUCACAAUGAAAUACAUACCAAUAUUCAAAAUUGUCUUCAUUUCAGAAUGUACAUGUAGUUGUUACGGAAGUCAUACAUUAGAUGAAUACAUUUUGGCAUGUUCUAGGAACUGAACAAUGCAUUUCAUACUUAGUAUACAAUUCAUAUAUCUGUAUAACCUUUGGCUUUAUGAAUGACAGGUUGAAUGUGGAGACUCAUUAUCUGUGAUAUAUUUGUGAGUAGAAUGAUAGUUUUAUGUGUUUGUUAUAAACUUAUGCCUUUGUGCAAUAAAUAUCUCUUUUUUUGUG
Molecule: messenger RNA, 5693 nt
Organism: Ostrea edulis (European flat oyster)
Lineage: Eukaryota; Metazoa; Mollusca; Bivalvia; Ostreida; Ostreidae
Product: tyrosine-protein phosphatase non-receptor type 5-like
Exons: 15
Coding region: 47-2047 (666 amino acids)
Biological process (GO): protein dephosphorylation
Molecular function (GO): protein tyrosine phosphatase activity
Source: RefSeq, a predicted model, not a curated record